This is a messenger RNA of Mucor mucedo, 258 nucleotides long. RefSeq lists its product as uncharacterized. The transcript has a single exon. The record is from RefSeq and is a predicted model, not a curated record. Lineage: Eukaryota; Fungi; Mucoromycota; Mucoromycetes; Mucorales; Mucoraceae. The annotation marks the transcript as partial.
AUUUAUCUGCAACAUACGUGCUAUAUUUGUGGUAAUGCUAUGAGUGGUGGCACACAAACUAUCAACCAUAUUAAAGCUGUUCAUGGUUAUGAAAUCCCUUCGCGCGCUGUUGGUUAUAAGAGACCUCAAGAUAAUGAUCAAGAGUACGUUCGCGAUAUGUCUAAUGCCGAUGUAUUACACUACGCAUGCCCCUCGUGUUGGUUUCAUUGUCCCGAAGAUGAUUUGGAAGCUCUUAAUGAACAUACUCGAGAUGAACAU